AGGAUAAAUCUUGGCGUAAUCUGGGUAGGGGGGAACCAUGGGGAGCUCUGCUUCAUCGCUGGCCGCAGAGACGGAGUCGGACCAUGGCUUCACUAGCCCACCCUACCCGGGGCACCCGGUUGCGAGCUGGUAUAGGAGUAGGCACAGUGGCCCUGUUUGGGAAAGUGCCCUUAUAACACGGCAGCAUCAGCACUUACAGCACCGGGCACGAAGUCACACCCACUCUCCUGGUUCUAUGGCUGCUGUGAGGGAGUGGUCCUGCACCCGCUGCACUUUCCUGAACCCAGUGGGCCAGCGCCAGUGCUCCAUCUGCGAGGCCCCCCGCCAGAAGCCAGACCUCAACCACAUCCUGCGGCUCAGCGUGGAGGAGCAGAAAUGGCCGUGCGCCCGCUGCACCUUCAGGAACUUCCUGGGCAAGGAGGCCUGUGAAGUGUGCGGCUUCACGCCGGAGCCUGGGCCUAGCAGCUCCCCACUGCCCAUCAUCAAUGGCGUCCUGCCCAAGCCCGCCAUCCUGCCCAAGCCCGCCGUUCUGGUGGAGCCCAAGGGGAUCGCCACCGAGGAGGCAUGCAAGACGGAGAGCAACAGCGAAGAGUCUGGGGGGAAGAGCCCCGAUGAGGCAGAGCUGGAGGAUGGCUGGGCCUGCCAGCGCUGCACUCUGCACAACACCCCCAUGGCCAACUCCUGCUCUGCUUGUGGGGGGCCACGCAAGCUCUCGCUACCCAAGAUCCCCCCGGAGGCGCUGGUAGUCCCCGAAGUCAUUGCCCCAGCUGGGUUCCAUGUGGCCCCAGCUACCCCGCAGCCCGGUGUUGCCAUAGAAACCCUGGACAGUGACCCUGUUGCCAGCCAGAGCCCAGCGAUCAUGGAGCAGGAUGUUCAGAAGAUGCCAACCUUCAGCCCCUUUUCCCCUGGCCUCCAGAACAACCCUGUGCCCAGGAGCCGCAGGGAAGUGCCACCCCAGCUGCAGCCACAGGUGCCUGACGCCUCUCAGCCCACGUCUGGGCAGAAGGGGUCUCCACAGGGCCAGGCCAGGGCGCCCCCUGCUGCCCGCUUCCAGGAGCUGCUGUCCAACAAGCGGCUGAGCGUGCUGGAGGAGGAGAUGGAGGUCAGCCCGUCCCACUGGCAGUGCAGCACCUGUGCCCUGCUCAACUCGGCUGGGUCAAGCAAAUGUGAGGCCUGCAGUGCUCUGAAAGGCAGUGACACUAUUGAUCUGGCGGGGGACUCGGUGCGCUUCACCCCCUGCAGCCCUUCCAGCCCCGACUUCACCACCUGGGCCUGUUCCAAGUGCACCCUAAAGAACCCCACCCUGGCGCAGAAGUGCAAAGCCUGUGGUUGCUCCAAACUGCACGGCUUCCAGGAACAUGGGGCGCAGGGCGAGCCGGCCCCCAAGUGUACCGACUGCAGCUCCGACAAAGGGGGUUGUGCCUCUUGCGGCAGCAAGGCCCCAUCGGCCCGGAAAAUGGCCCGCCUCUUCCCUUCCCAGCCGCCCUUAGUACAGGACAGCCCGAGCCAGUGGUCUUGCCCUGCUUGUACCCUGCUCAACGAACUCAAGGCCAAGCACUGUGCGGCCUGCCACACGCCGCAGCUGUACAUGACACAGCGCAAGGGGGCCAAGCCGCUCAAGAGGCGGGAGAGCAUGGAUGCGGAGAAGCGGCGGCAGACGGAUGAGGGGGAGGCCAAGGCCUUGUGGGAAAACAUUGUGAGCUUCUGCCAGGAGAACAAGGUCAACUUUGUGGACGACAGUUUUCACCCAGGGCCCAAGGCGGUGGGGUUCCCUGACGGGGACAGCGUGCAGCAGAGGGUGAAGCUGUGGCUGCGGCCCCACGAAAUCAACUGUAGCAUCUCCAAGGACUGGUCAGUCAAGUGGUCAGUGUUCCGGACACCCCGGCCCUCGGACAUUCUGCAGGGACUCCUGGGAAACUGCUGGUUCUUGAGUGCCCUGGCAGUGCUGGCGGAGCGGCCCGAGCUGGUGGAGAAGGUGAUGAUCACGCGGACCAUGUGCCCGGAGGGAGCCUAUCAGGUGCGGCUUUGCAAAGACGGCACAUGGACCACGGUGCUGGUGGAUGACAUGCUGCCCUGUGACGAGUGUGGCUACCUCCUCUUCUCUCAGGCCCAGAGGAAGCAGCUGUGGGUAGCCCUCAUUGAGAAGGCUCUGGCCAAGCUGCAUGGUUCGUACUUUGCCCUCCAGGCAGGGCGCGCCAUCGAAGGCCUGGCUACACUAACCGGCGCCCCCUGCGAGAGCCUGAUGCUGCAGGUCAGCUCCACUAACCCUCGCGAGGAGCCCAUUGACACUGACCUCAUCUGGGCCAAAAUGCUGAGUUCUAAGGAGGCUGGGUUUCUGAUGGGCGCCUCCUGUGGCGGGGGCAACAUGAAGGUGGAUGACGCAGCUUACGAGAGCAUGGGCCUUCGCCCGCGGCACGCCUACUCAAUACUGGACGUGCGGGACGUGCAGGGCUACAGGCUCCUGCGGCUCCGGAACCCCUGGGGUCGCUUUUCCUGGAAUGGCAGCUGGUCUGACGAGUGGCCCCACUGGCCAGUGCACUUGCGUCACGAUCUGAUGCCCCAUGGGAGCAGCGAGGGCGUCUUCUGGAUGGAGUAUGGCGACUUCAUCAGAUACUUUGACUCGGUGGAUAUCUGCAAGCUCCACUCAGACUGGCACGAGGUUCGGGUGCAGGGGACCUUCCCCAACAAGGCCAGUGGACCCGUGACGGUGACCUCGCUGACGGUGCUGGAGCGUGCUGCGCUGGAGUUCGCCCUUUUCCAGGAGGGCAGCAGGCGCUCCGACACGGUGGACAGCCACUUGCUGGACCUGUGCAUCAUGGUGUUCCGCGCCACCUUCACCAGCGGGAACAAGCUGAGCCUGGGCCGGCUGGUGGCCCACAGCAAGCGGGCGGUGAAGAAGUUUGUGAACUGCGAUGUCAUGCUGGAGCCGGGCGAGUACGCUGUCGUGUGCUGUGCCUUCAACCACUGGAAUGCCCCGCUGCCGGGCACGUCCUCUGGCCAGGCCUCCAGCCCCCCCGCUGACAGCUCCAGCUACAUCCUGGCCAUUUACAGCUCCCGCCUGGUGAUGGUGGAGCAGGUCGAGGCGCAACCCACCACGCUGGCCGACGCCAUCAUCCUGCUGACCGAGAACAAGGGCGAGCGGCACGAGGGCCGCGAGGGGAUGACCUGCUACUACUUGACACAUGGCUGGGCGGGGCUGAUCGUGGUGGUGGAGAACCGGCACCCCAAGUCCUACCUGCACGUCCAGUGUGACUGCACAGACAGCUUCAACGUGGUGUCCACACGGGGCAGCCUGAAAACCCAGGACAGUGUGCCACCCCUGCACAGACAGGUGCUGGUGAUCCUCUCCCAGCUGGAAGGCAACGCUGGCUUCUCCAUCACCCACCGCCUGGCGCACCGCAAAGCCGCCCAGGCCUUCCUCAAUGACUGGAUGGCAACGAAAGGGACCCACAACCCGCUGCUCACCCCUGAGGUGGCAGGGCUGCACGGGCCCCGGCCGCUAUGACAACCAGCCCAGCCCUCCCUGCCCCUCUCCUGCUUCUGCCUUCUCGCUUUAACCAAGGCCUUGGCCCCGGCUGCUUUGGGCUGCUUCCCGACCCGGCGGUGCUGAGCCACCAGGGGGCAGCGCCACAGCAUCCUGCCAAGCGCUUUUCCCUCAGGGCUGGGGAUCCCCCUCCCACUCCCCUCCCUGCCUCCGCACAACCCCCCUCCGCCAACGCACGCACUUUACAGGGAGCCAGCCGGGGCGGGGGCAGUCUCAGGAUCCUGGCCCUUCCCCCGCCCCUCCAGCGCAUGCGCUUGGUCUGGAGGAAUGGCCACCAAUUGCCAGGGCAGCCGGGAGCCUUGGCCAGGCUGGGGGAGGAGAACGGGGGCGGGGAGGCAGGUUCCUUCCAAACCCUACGGCCACUCAGGACUCUGCUCCCCCCGCUAGCGUCAGGCACCUGAUGCUGCAAAAAACAAUAUACCUCUGACUGACGUCUGUCCGUCUGUGUGUGCUCCCUUCUGCCCGCCUGGCACUGUGGGGCCCAGCUCCGGGAUCGCCCGCCUGGAUACUGUGGAAGCAGGGCUGCAGCAACCUGGUUGGGGCCCGGUGGAGCCGGCCUUGGGCCCUGCCUUGUCCUGUCGGCUAUUUGCCAGCAAAAGAGAAUUGAGAGCCAGUGUGAGACCAAGCUCGUGGCAAGGACAGAGGUGGCCAGGGGGCCAGCCCAGCCGAAGUGGGCUUGCAUGGGUUGUCGGGAAGGUGCUGCUGCUUUAAAUGGCCAUGGGUGCAUGGAAUCACCUCAGCCCAGCCCAGCCUGGGGCGCUGACAUCUCUGCCUCCAGCUGCGUCUCAUGCCAGCGGCUUGACAGGAGGCAGAUGGUGAAGAUCAGGGAGAAGAAGAUCAGGCUGGGAAUUUACAUGACCUACAAAUCUGGUAAAAGUUGCUGGUCGGUGCCCCCGCCUCUGAUCUCUGUGCCUCCAAACCAACUCUGGGUAAAGCCUUAUGUCCCAGAGGUUUCUGGGAGUGGUAGUUUUUUGUCCCGUGGCCUGCAGAGGGGUGUUUGUCCAAAUUUCACCAGGGCAAAGAACAGUGUUUGGGGGCAGCCCCCUCCUGCAGUGGGCAGAACGCAGCUGCUUGGAGCUGCUUUUUCCCCUAGGAGUGGGGGUGGUGAUUUCAUUUGAAAAGCAGCUGUUAGCGUUUUACAAAGCGUCUUUUACCAAAAUGGAGUGAAACGGCCCUUUCUGCGCUGCGUUGUGAGACACAGGGCAUAUGUGGGAUUCCAGCCCCCGCGCUCUGUGUGUAUGAGGAACACGUGUACUAUGCAGUAGUGGCCGUGGGGAGCAGGGUUAGGAGAGAAGCCAUGAGCUGUGCUGGAGAACCGUCCUCUGGCCCUGACAGUCCAGCCUUCCCCAGCACACCUCUCAACCCCUGGCACCACUGCCCCAGCUUGGGGGCCUGGCCCAGGCGCAUAGGGAGGCCAGCCAGAGGUGGCCUGACUACAGGCUGAGAGGCCUGAUCCUGGCCUUCUCUGCACCAGGGAAGCCAACAGAGCUGCCACUUCACAAACAACUGAGCUUGACUGAUGGCUCAGUGCAGCACAUGGCUGGGCCCAGGUGAAAGGCGCAGCUGGAGCGGGGAUUCUCCAGGGCUGUCAGUGUAUGGGGUAGGUACAGCAUAGCGGGUACACCAGCCAGCACUGGGGUUCGGACACAGGCUGGGGGCUGAGCAGACUCGCACCCCUCCCCCAUUGUUUGAAAGUUUUGCCAUGCACUGACUUUUAUUUUUUUAAAUGAUCAUUGCUUUGAACGGCCAAUCAAAUCCCAGCUGGCUUAGGCAGGGAAUCCCUGCCCCCUAGACGCCCCACUCUUCAGGGGACCCAGAGCUGCUGAUGGGGCACGGGGUUCUGCCCAGGCACCUUGUGGGGUUUGCAGGGCAGAGGGAGCAGGGGCUGAGGGUCAUGUCCAGAGCAGAGGCAGCGAUUCUGGAAUGGCAGCAAACACCUUGUGCGGUAGACGUCAUGGGGCCCGUUGGAGAGCGUGGGCAUGGGGUGUCAUGGGAGUGACAGUUUAGUCCCUGGCGCCAUUGGGCGCUAGCAGGAGAUCCGUGCUCAUGGCUGAUUAGCGAGGUGGGCCCUAGCCCCCGAGGCUGCCACCUCUGCGUGUGGGAUUCUGAGCUAGCCGGGUCCCACUGCAGGUGAAUCCACUCGGCUUUGUGCAGAGCGUGACUCCCCCGGACCAGCGAAGCCUCUCCCCCAUAGCAGGCUCUUUGACGUGAAAAUCCCAGGGCGGUUUUAACUCUGGUUUUAAGCUUUGCACUAAUCUUCCCCCAAAGGCUCCUGGGAAAUAUUCUGUUUUUUUAGUGGGGGGCGGGGCGAUGCUCAGACGGAAUCAGCCUUGGAGCCACCCAUUUCACUUACCUGCCCUUAUGAACAUCCUGAAACAGGCGCUCAGUCCCUAGGCAGACAGGCCUCUGGUCAGAUUCUCCAGCACAGGUAGGCCUGAGGCCUGCACAGGUGGCUUGCCAGGCUGUCCCCCCUGAGCAGCCAUCUCACUCUGAGAGAUCAGCUGUGCUGUAGAGACCCAGACUGUGGGCAGGCUGGCGUUCUGCUGGGCACCGAGGGGGUUGGCAGUGCCAAGGCUUAUUUUGACCCCAGGUUUUACGUUUCCCCUCCAGUCUGUGAGCGUGGGACACUUCUCUCCUCCCUUCUGUUGUUAUGGUCUGCACUGUGCUCCUUGGGAAGGAGGGAGGUGGGAAUGGGGGAUCCCUGCUGGGGGGGAUAUUGCCCCUUCAUGUGCGCUGCCUCUCAGACCCUGCUGGCCGCCAAUGGCAGGGAGCAGCUGAGCCAAGCUCUGUUAUUUGUAGUUUUUAUUCGUCAAACGAUCUGUUCCGUCCUUUCCUCCUUUGGACGAUUCCGUCUUUUUCUUUUCUCGCUCUCUCUCUCUCUUGUCUUUUCUCUCUCUGAGCUGUGAAUAUUUUUAACCCUGUAAAUACUGUCCAGCUCUUAUGAAACACAGGCUAUUUUAUCAAUUGUAAAUCAGAUCUGUAAUCCCUGUAUGAUACAAAUUAUCCAUGGGUGGUUUUCAAACUCAGGUUCCAAUGGACCAAAUAAAGUUUUGUUUUUUAAUUAAA
Messenger RNA from Mauremys reevesii (Reeves's turtle), 6610 nucleotides. RefSeq names its product calpain 15 (gene CAPN15). The transcript has 12 exons. Gene Ontology annotation, molecular function: calcium-dependent cysteine-type endopeptidase activity. Gene Ontology annotation, biological process: proteolysis. Gene Ontology annotation, cellular component: cytoplasm. The record is from RefSeq and is a predicted model, not a curated record. The coding region runs from base 38 to 3505 and encodes 1155 amino acids. Lineage: Eukaryota; Metazoa; Chordata; Testudines; Geoemydidae.